Molecule: messenger RNA, 1950 nt
Organism: Miscanthus lutarioriparius
Lineage: Eukaryota; Viridiplantae; Streptophyta; Magnoliopsida; Poales; Poaceae
Source: the annotation of a GenBank genome assembly
AUGAAGCACCUGGUGGAGGUGGAGCCGGCGACGGCGACCACGGGGCCGGCGUACCGGAACGCGCGGGCGAAGGACGGCCUCCUGCAGGCCCCGCCGGGGCUCCACAGCUGCUGGGACAUCUUCCGGACGUCCGUGGAGAAGUACCCCGACAACCCGAUGCUCGGUCGCCGGAGAGUGGUCGACGGCAAGGCGGGCGAAUACACCUGGGCGACUUACAGGGAAGUCUACGAUGUGGUGAUGAAGCUUGCAGCCUCCAUCGACAAAUCCGGAAUCAAACAGGGUGAAAGCUGUGGUAUAUACGGCGCAAACUGCCCCGAAUGGAUCAUCAGCAUGGAGGCUUGCAACGCGCUUGGGGUUUGCUGCGUUCCCCUCUACGAUUCUCUCGGUGCUGGGGCGGUGGAGUUUAUCAUUUGCCAGGCCGAAAUCCAGAUCGCGUUUGUGGAGGAAAAUAAGAUCGCAGAGCUCCUGAAAACUUGUCAUGCUACUUCGAAGUAUCUGAAAACGGUUAUAAGCUUUGGAGGGGUCACAAAUGACCAUAAAGAUGAAGCUAAAAAACAUGGCCUGUCCAUUUUCUCUUGGGAGGAAUUCCUGAUCAUGGGUGGCUCUCAUAAUUUUGAUCUGCCUGAAAAGAAGAGAUCUGACAUCUGUACAAUAAUGUAUACAAGCGGCACAACGGGAGACCCUAAAGGAGUUAUGAUAUCAAAUGAAAGCCUUCUUGUAAAUAUCGCGGGCCCUGAUUCUGUACUUCAGUAUAUUGGUGAAGUUUUAGAUCAAGAUGAUGUCUAUUUGUCAUAUCUUCCACUAGCCCAUAUCUUUGAUAGAAUGUUUGAGGAAGUGUUCAUUUACCAUGGAUCAAAAAUUGGAUUUUGGCGUGGGGAUGUCAAACUAUUGGUUGAUGACAUUGCAGCACUAAAACCAACAGUAUUCUGUGCUGUUCCACGUGUGCUGGACAGGAUAUAUUCAGGUCUUACAGCUAGGAUUUCGUCUGGUGGUAUACUGAAGAAAACUCUAUUCAACAUUGCUUAUAAGAUGAAACUGGACAGCAUGAGGAAAGGAAUUAAACAUGAGAAGGCAGCCCCAUUCUUUGACAAAUUAGUUUUCAGCAAGGUGAAAGAAAGGCUUGGUGGAAAAUUAAGAGUUAUUGUAUCUGGAGGUGCCCCUCUAGCUGUACCAGUGGAAGAAUUUUUGAGGGUUGUGACAUGUGCUUAUGUUAUUCAAGGCUAUGGACUGACGGAAACUUGUGCGGGAUCUAUAGUUUCGAUACCAAAUGAAUACUCCAUGCUUGGCACUGUUGGUCCACCUGUUCCACAUAUAGAUGUACGCCUCGAGUCAGUUCCAGAGAUGGGUUAUGAUGCUUUGUCUAGUGUCCCACGUGGAGAGAUAUGCAUAAGGGGAAGUGUUCUGUUCUCUGGAUACUACAAAAGAGAGGACCUUGUGCAGGAAGUCAUGAUUGAUGGCUGGUUUCACACUGGAGAUAUUGGUGAGUGGCAACCAGAUGGAUCCUUAAAAGUGAUUGAUAGAAAGAAGAAUAUUUUCAAGCUUUCGCAGGGGGAAUACGUUGCAGUGGAAAAUCUAGAGAAUGUAUACGGUGUUCUUCAAGAUAUAGAUUCAAUAUGGGUAUAUGGGAAUAGUUUUGAAUCUUCUCUUGUUGCUGUUGUCAAUCCGAACCAACAAGCUCUUGAACGCUGGGCGGAACAAAACGGUAUUACUGGAAGUUUUGCUGAACUAUGCGAGCAUUCAAGAGCCAAAGAACAUAUUCUUGCAGAGCUCACGAAGAUUGCGAAGGAAAAGAAGCUGAAAGGCUUUGAGUUCAUAAAAGCUAUCCAUCUUGACCCGUUGCCAUUUGAUAUCGAGCGCGAUCUCAUCACCCCAACAUACAAGAAGAAACGGCCACAAAUGCUCAAAUACUACCAGGGAGUAAUCGAUGCGGUCUACAAGAACAUGAAGUAA